Molecule: messenger RNA, 2661 nt
Organism: Radiomyces spectabilis
Lineage: Eukaryota; Fungi; Mucoromycota; Mucoromycetes; Mucorales; Radiomycetaceae
Product: Nup93/Nic96-domain-containing protein
Exons: 13
Coding region: 32-2605 (857 amino acids)
Biological process (GO): poly(A)+ mRNA export from nucleus; protein import into nucleus
Cellular component (GO): nuclear pore
Molecular function (GO): structural constituent of nuclear pore
Source: RefSeq, a predicted model, not a curated record
CACUUGCAAAACGACGUUCUCGGAAUCCUUUAUGACGGUCGACAUUACAUUCAAGCAACUGUACGAGAAUUCAAAACUUCUUGUACCGUCUUCGCAUUCUCGGUCGUUUCCGCUGCUAGAGCGUGGUCUGCAGCAGAUCGAAGCCGAGCAACAGGCACUGGGAGCCAAAACGAACCAUAAUCAGGAACUCUACGCACAAGCAGCUUAUCUCUUGGAGCAGAAUGGCAUCAAUAGUCAGGAAUUUUCCCAAAAUUUGAACGCCAUUAGCGACACGGCGAUUGUCUGCGAACCCGUGGAGAUUAUUAAAACCACCGAUGUCGAAAAAUUUCUUCAACAAGUCCACGAAAACAACAUUAUCGACAUUAUUGAGAGUGACAGACAACAAACAAAUCAAGACUUUGAAGCGCUCGUCAAGCAGUGCACGAACCGUGAUUGGAAAGACCUGGAACAGCAGCUUAUUGUAAAGAAGGAUGAAAUAACGACACCGGAGGCUAGCCGCCCGAUACCAAAGAAUGAUAUUAGCGCACUGUCACCCGCUGAUCGUCAAGCGCUGCAAAGACGCGUAUCACAAUAUACACCCGUUGUUGCCGACCUUAAUCAAGCACGACUGCAGGGUCAACGAUUUCCUUUAGUGGAGAGCUUGCAGAAGUUGACGUCCGCCGAGACAGCGGUCAGCAGGGAACAGGACAGAGAACAGGAUGCCUGGCAGCUUGUGGCCGAGAUUUCAAAGGAAAUGGACCCGCCCAGUUUGCCACAACAGACAGGAGGAAAUUCAUCACGUCAGCCGAUCGAUUCCACCAGCAAAAUGCAACGCUUGUUGGCGGCUUCUAAAAAGUGGCUCGAGAAUCAGUGCGUCAAGCAUAUUGAUCAGACACUGGUUAAAUACGCACACAAAGCACAAAUAGGUGGUCUAUCGUCCUUUACCCAUCGCUUACAGGCUUACAUCAACCUCAUGUAUAAAUACCACAAUAAUUGGAUCGACGCUCGACUAGAGAUUGUCAAUGAUAUGCCCAUUUGGCUGCUGGUUUAUUUGCUUUUACGGUGUGGCCGACCCAAAUCCGCGCUAAAAUACAUUACAGAAACCUAUGCGAAUUUUAGCGACUGCCCAUUGUUGAUCACCUCUUUACAAGAAUAUGUCAAUAGCGCAGACCAAUGUCUAAGCAAAAAAUCGCGAGACGCGGUAGUGACGCAGUAUCAGCAAUUUGCUUACGGUCAAAAUACCGUGGAUCCUUACAAGCAGGCCGUAUUCAAAAUCAUUGGACGAUGCGAACUCAACAAGAAAAACUUGGAAGUGACCCGAACUACUGAAGAUUAUUUGUGGUUACAGCUUACGCUGAUUCGCGAAAAAAAUGCGGAAGAAUUUGGUUAUGAGCGUUACCAGUUGCGCGACUUGCAAGCGCUCAUUGUCGAAAACGGACCACAGCCGUUUGAAGCCCAGAAUAGCAAUCCAUGGGUGUACUUUAAGGUCUUAUUAUGUACACUCCAGUUUGAACGGGCGAUCCACUACUUAUAUAGUAAACCGACCGCGCAGGUGGAAGCUGUUCACUUUGCCAUCGCAUUAGUUUACCAUGGGCUCUUGAACACGAAUGCUGACCCUGCUCCCGCCAAAGACGAUUUGUUUUCGGUGAAGGAAGAUGGCAAUGCACAAUUAGAUUUUGCCCCGCUCAUUUAUCAGUAUCUAUCCAAAUUCGACCUCGGCAAUGUACAAGCAACCCUACACUAUUUAUAUCUCAUCACAUUAUGCACGCGCCAUCCUAUCGAUCCUCGAGAUGCGGUCACCGCCCUGUGUCACUCGUACAUUCGCGAAUUAUCAUACACAAGCAAAGAUUUCAAAGAAAUUCUUGGUACCACCAGCUCCAGCUUGGGGCGACAGGCGGGACUUUUAGAUCAGUACAAGUCUCUCAUCGGUAUCAGCAGCGAAAAGGAACUCAUCAAACGGAUCCUGGUUCCGGUGGCCGAUCGGUAUCGUCAGAAUAGCCGUUACAGCGAAGCGAUCUAUGUGUUUGAAUUAGCUUCCGAUUACGAUCAAGUCGUCGAUAUUCUCAACAAGCAGUUGUGCGACGUUUUGGAACAGCCGCAACCUUCGCAGGAAACGUGUGAUGCUGUCAUCAAGUUCUCUACCGACACACUUCGCCAUUACGGAGAGCAGCAGCACAUCAGUGAAGUGAUAAAGGAAUCAAAGAAGAGAACGCUCCGCGUGCUGGCCUACUUUGUGCAAUGUCGGGCCCUGUAUCAUGCCGGACAAUAUGAGCAAGCGUUGCAGCUGAUUCGACAGUGCGGUGUCGUGCCUCUCAACGACGACCGAGGCCAAGUACAGCAGGCCGCCGAUCAGUUUAUCAUGUUUGAAGAAAUGGUGGCGAAAAAUAUUCCCGAUGUCCUUUUGAUGGUCAUGGAUAUGCUGUACAAGAUUUGGCACUCUUACAUCUCGCAGGCUGCACUACGGCCCUUGAUCGUUCAAGAAAUUUCACGAAUUGAAGAGAAUGUACGCGUGGUGUUGGCUUUUGUCGGUAUGAUUCAAUUCAAGAUCCCCGCAGAUACCAUGGUCAAACUCAACAGGGCCGAAAUGACCAUGUCAAGUGAUCGAGAUCGAUUAAUGUUACGAUGAUACAACAAGUAAAGCAGCAUCCCAAAAUAAAUAAAAAAAUUACAUUGAAAAAAAGA